UUGUGGUAGUGAUUCUUACACUGAAACAAGACCCCUAGAUCAUUCCUUCAAUCAAAGGUCAAAAGAAUUCCUUUUCCUAGGGUGAUGAUAGAAGUUUGUUACGUGUGGAAUUGCGAUGCGGUUUUGGCUGACUUCAUUUGUCCGAAACCUCUAUAAGUGCGUGAGGCAUAAUGGAGUUUGGAUACUCUUCUUAUCUAUAUUCUUCCUGGCAGCUUUUGCAACUUUCGGGACUACUAUUGUUCAACAGCACAGCUAUUAUCGCAGACCAAUCGGAGGUAUUCUGCCGGAAAUAUUCCCAGAUGAAGAGGUGAUACAAUUCCGGUUCUACUCUUACGACACGGAAUAUAGAUAUCCCCCUGUCAAGGUGGAUAUUCGUGAAAAAAUUAGAAGUGAACGCAUUGACUUGCCAGUUGUAAAUAAACAUCCCUUUAAAUUCAUUCUCAACCCUGAUCAUAUAUGUAAAGACACCAAGCAAAACAAUCUUGUAAUCAUUGUGAAAUCCGCUGUGGGCCAUUUUGCUUUAAGAAAGGUCCUACGAAACACAUGGAUCCCAAAGGCAAAGGCAAAUAACCUACCUGUUGUUUUUGCCCUUGGAUAUAAUAAAGAUUUACAGCCAUUGGUUUUAGAAGAAAAUUCUCAACAUAACGACAUCGUGCAGGAAGAUUUCAUAGACGAUUACCUUAAUAAUACAUAUAAAACAAUCAUGGCCUUUAACUGGGUUGUCCAACAUUGCAGCCAUUUCAAGUAUGUCUAUUUUGAUGACGAUGACAUGUUUUUACAUAUAGACAACUUGCUGAAAUACGCCAAAAUCCUUGAAUUGGAAAAUCCAAAGUUUUUUUCGGGAUGUUUAUCGGAUCGGGGGAAACCUGUUCGAGAUCCAGACUCUAAAUGGUACAUAUCGUGGGAGGCGUACCCAUUUGACUACUGGCCGCCUUACGUAGGGGGCAGCUCAAUGAUAGCUCACAUGGAGAUCAUUCAAGACAUGCAGAAAAUUUUCCCCUAUAUACGUUCUUUAAGUUUUGAUGACGUUUAUUUGGGCAUUGUUUUAAACAAACUCGCAAUAUCACCCCAUAAUAAUACUCAUUUUGACAAUACUUAUUUAAGGAACUUUGAAAAACUACCUGAAUUGAUUGCCAAUCAUGGCUUCGAUGAUCCAGUUUUAUACAUGAAGACGUUUCAAAUGAUUUUUCCGGAUGAAAACCAAAAUAUGCCAUAAUAACUAAAGUUUAGGUAACUCUUGAUAUACGAAAAUGAAUCUACUUUGCUAAUAUGCACUUUAUGUGAAAUUAUCUUUCAGAGUUGCAUUUACUACAUUGUAAUUAUAAAAUAUUCCGUGACAUAAAAGAUGAUAAGGCAGUUAGUACGGGGAUCGACGUUCCACAGUGUCAGCCAUUUUGAAGUGAAGAAAACAUUACUGACGUUCACGAAACAAAUUUCUUUUGGGAAUAUUGGAGACAAAUUCUCAAAAAAUUUUCAUAAUCCAUUUCUGAAGUAAUUAUUCUUCCCUGUUGAUGAAAGACAUCAUAAAUCCACAAGAUAAGGACUGUUUCGGAACGGAGAGGGAGCAGUAAUGAACGGUGAUGGAUCCAGGGAAAAUCGAUCCACAUGACCUGAACAUUACAAGAAGUGUAACAUUUCAAGUGUUCAUAAUUAUUUUAAUAAUUUCUGGUCAUCAACAUAAGAUACCGAAGUGUUUCGUUGAUGCCAACUACUGUGCAUAAUAAUUUGCCAUAAUAGACCUGUAUAUCUAUAACAUUAGUACUGAAGUUUUCAGAAAUCCGCGAUGGUUCAAUCCUUUGAUCCACUUGACCUGGGUUUUUGAAAAUGGAAGUUUGAAUGUUAUAACACAGACACUUAACUUCUUAUUUCUUCCUUAGUCGAAUAUUGCCCUCUAUACCUGAUUUAUUAGGUUGGGGCUAAGGUAAAAAUAUGAUGUCAAAUGUUUAUGUUAUAUCUAUACACAGUGAGAUUCUUAAAAUUGUUUUGCAUACAUUGUGUUCUUUGAUUUGUACGGAGAUUUUAGGAAGAGACUUCCGAAACUAUGCAAUUCAUUAGACGUCUCAUUUUACGACAUUCCGUCCGCACUUCUACGUCAUAAUUUUUUUAAAUAUUUAUUUGUUGCAUUAUUUCAUGUGUGAUAUUUUGUAUGUCCUGUCAAGAUCUGUAACCUUCUGUUAAAGUAAAACUUGUAAUGAUACAGAUUGAGUGGCUUAAACGUGUAUUACCUGUGUCUAAAUCCAUACAAUGUUUUUUUUAUUUUUAUGCAUGUUAAGUUAAAACUUUGAAAACAGUUGUCAACGUACCAUGUGUUAAUUCUCGGACAUAUCAAAUGUAGAACAGUAAUUAUUUUCAUUAAUUUUGCUUUUA
Molecule: messenger RNA, 2367 nt
Organism: Saccostrea echinata
Lineage: Eukaryota; Metazoa; Mollusca; Bivalvia; Ostreida; Ostreidae
Product: beta-1,3-galactosyltransferase 1-like
Exons: 2
Coding region: 116-1216 (366 amino acids)
Cellular component (GO): membrane
Molecular function (GO): hexosyltransferase activity
Source: RefSeq, a predicted model, not a curated record